AUGAGAAUUUCAGCCACAAUUGCAAGACAACGAUCAUAUCGCCGACAGACCCAGCACUACUACUACUACUACUACUACUACGACUACUACGACUACUACUACUACUACUACUACUACUACUACUACUACUACUACUACUACUACUACUACUACUACUACGACUACUACUACGACUACUACUACUACUACUACUACUACUACUACUACCACCACCACCACCACCAAGUCCGAUCAUUGCAUUUGCGCCUGUUUGAGUUCCAUUGA
Messenger RNA from Penicillium diatomitis, 264 nucleotides. RefSeq lists its product as uncharacterized. Lineage: Eukaryota; Fungi; Ascomycota; Eurotiomycetes; Eurotiales; Aspergillaceae. The transcript is spliced from 2 exons. Bases 1 to 264 code for a protein of 87 amino acids. The record is from RefSeq and is a predicted model, not a curated record.